AUGACAAUUGGGUCGGACGUGAAAAAAGCCUUCAGAAGCAGCAAAUGUUUUAGGUCAUUUGACGAUGCACACACACAACAACUAAAUGAUGGUAACGACAAGAAAGCUCGACACAUAUUAGGCUUGGACACAGCAUAUGUGGCCAGCCGUAACCACAGUGUUGCGAGUUCCACAUCCACCAGUAAGCCACGAGUUGUCACUUUCUCGGACGCAACCACUGCAGCAGUUUCAAUUGGAAGUGUCACGGACUUGAGCGAGGGAGAUGCGUCCAAAGGCAGUAGCGAGGAUUCCCCCGUGUUACUGAAACAAAAUUGUAAGGCCGACUUGAGUCAGCUCAAAGCCUCAACUCCAAACUUGUCCUACUAUGACAAAAGCCGUGCUCCGCUCAGUGUAUCGCAGCAGACGUCUGAUUCUUCAAGUCGUGACUUUGGGCUAAGAAAAGACGCAACGCCAGUCAUUAGUGUGCCCAGUCAGCAGGUGGAGCAUCACAAACAGCUACGCUCUCUGACAACAUCCUCGAGCAAAAUGGGGCCCGACAAUGACAAAAGACUAUCCUACUCCGUACAGCCAGAUGUGACGACGUCCUCUCGAUUUUCCAUUAUUUCAGUGACUCCAGGCACCGCCGACUCCGUAGCACCCUCUCCGGCCAUAUCUCGUAUCUCGACCACAAGAGGCUCACUGCUAGAUACUCCCAAGUCUAUGAUGUCCAAGAAACGUUCGCAGAAAGCGCAACAGCCAUCCUCACAAGCGACAUCAUUAACGGAGCCCACGAGAGCUAAAAUUAACGUCAGACGACCUAAGGUCGGUACUAAGAAUUGGUUCGACAAUCUUGAAAGUGACUCGAGUGAAGAUGAGGACGACUCCUCAGAACCCCAAUUGUACAGUGACCUCGCUUUAGAAGUUAAGACAGCUUCUGUAGCUGGUCGUGCAGACAAACAUCCACCACGCUGCUCUUCGAAGAGACUUGCUGUGGUGCCAGAAGCCACCGCUGAACUGCAAGCGGCACAUGACACCUACACCAACAGCGAGCAGGUACAGCAAGACAGUAGGAAUACCAACAAGCCAAACCUAACGAAGAAUACCAACAAAACAGAGACCAGCCUUUUUGCCAAAGUUGACCUCACUGUCCAGAGUGUGCUGAGUUUAAGCUCUUCUGAUGAUGAGGAAGACGACAACGCCGCCGUGCCUGCAAAGCAUCAAGAGCUUGCGAGGAAAGAGAUCAGGGCGUCGUUGAUGAGCACUGGUUGGGAAAGUACAGACGUAGAAUACGGCCAAGCACUCGCGGUUAAUACGAAGAAAGCCAAUGAGAUUCUCCAGGAGCGUUCGAGAAGACAAGUCACAAAGCCAGCGAUUCCAAAUCGUGCCGCCAGCAGGUUUUUGACCUACCUGGAUGACAAAUCGACGGAAACAUUGACUCGAAACAAGGAUAUCAUCACGUCGUUUCCGUCAACACCCACUGAAGCUAGUCCAAGGCUAGGGUCUGCUCCUGCCGCUCGGACUGCAUCGGGCAGAGAAUCUGUGGUCUCGGAUAACGAGAGUGUUGUAAGUACGAAACUCAUGACUGUUACGCGACAGGAAGAGAACUUGAUCGCAGCCAUGAGACUGAGGAGAAUUGCCAUGAAAAGAGCACAAGCAGCAGCUCAUCGCGCAGGAGCAUUGAGAGUGCUUGACGCAAACAAUGCUCGAAGCGAACAAGAGGUGGUCUCGAGCAACGCACGUGCAGAAUUUUCAAGUGAUCAGGUGGCCGUCACUGCAGCUCGCAGGAUGUCUUACCUGCCGCCAGCGGAAUUGCGCAAGGCUCGAAGAGACGAGUCAAAAAGCAACUCAGUAACGACAAUUCAGACAGAAUCCACCAGGCAGCCAAGCGCCAGGAGCUCGGUUGUAACAUAUCUCAGCGAAGGAUCGGAAGAUUUGCAGCUCCCGUACUCGAGCCUGGAUAGAUUGUCAUUAGGCUCGUCAGUGGUCUCGCCAAAGCACCGAGCGAAGGCAGAGCUACGGCGAGGGACGAGGGAUACCUUUCUAUCCGAAACGACAACAGACUCUGCCUUGUCUCAUGUAGCCUCACCUCAAGAGCAGUCACCAAAAAGCAAUGGUCAAAACAGACACGUGAUGACACUAGACCCACUGGAGCGGCAGCUGCUGAGAGACGAGAUACCUUCACAGCUCUUCCUAGAGAGUCCCUUCCUCGGAUGGGAGGCAAGGGCGAAUAUCCAAGUGACUCAUUAA
Lithohypha guttulata is the source of this 2226-nucleotide messenger RNA. RefSeq lists its product as uncharacterized. The coding region runs from base 1 to 2226 and encodes 741 amino acids. Lineage: Eukaryota; Fungi; Ascomycota; Eurotiomycetes; Chaetothyriales; Trichomeriaceae. The record is from RefSeq and is a predicted model, not a curated record. The transcript has a single exon.